This is a messenger RNA of Cicer arietinum (chickpea), 689 nucleotides long. The record is from RefSeq and is a predicted model, not a curated record. NCBI's taxonomy places the organism in Eukaryota, Viridiplantae, Streptophyta, Magnoliopsida, Fabales, Fabaceae.
CAACAUUAAUUUAUAUAGGAAUAAAUAAAUUUUGAAAAACUUUAGGUGUUGAAACUUGAGACUAUACUUUAUUCAAAAGGGUUUUUAAUUUCAAGUCCAUCUCAAGUUUCACCCUUUUCAACUCCUUAAGAUGGAACAUGAUCAGCAAGACAAGCCAUCAUCCUUCUUCACUAUCAUCAAAGAUCAAAACACCAACCGCAUGAAAGUACCACAGAAAAUUGUUAUGUGUUUAGAUGAAGGGUUGUGGAGAAAAGCAUUUAUUUUUUUAAUAGGCCCUUGUGGUGAGAAAUGGAAAGUGAGUAUUUUGAAGGAAGGAAAUGAGUUAUAUAUGCAAAAUGGUUGGAAAAAGUUUAUGAAAGAUAACUCAGUGGUGCAUGAUGAGUUCUUGCUUUUCACAUAUGGAGAAAAGAGAUUUCAGGUGCAAAUUUUUGGGAAGAAUGGAAUUGAGAGACCAUGUGUCAAGAAAGAACAAGUACAAGAAGAACAAAAAGUUGCACCAAUUGUGGCCAAGAAAAAGAGGGGUAGACCAAGAAAAAUUCAUAUUCCUGCNNNUAGGCCUGGGCCCAAGUGAAGCCCUAAAGAAGGGCUUUAUGCCUCACCAAAAAUUGUUUAUUUACUUUACAUUUGGGUCAUUAUGUAUGGACUUGUACUUUUAUGUUUAACUUAAAUCAUUUUGUAUGGGCUUGCAA